AAACAAUAUCAAAAGAGAUACUACUUGUUUACUUAUAGUUAAUUAACCAAACUAUUUAUGAAGUUACCCUCUUAUGGAUAUCUUACCUCAUCCUCCUACUCUCUUUCCUUGUUCGUUCCUCUUAAAUUUCAAAUACGUUAUCCAAACAAUCUCUAAAUAAAAACGCAAAUUAAAAAAACACCCAAGAAAAUCAAAAGGGAAACUUUCUACUACUCCGCAUGAAAUUAUAUCCAUCAAGCCAACAAAUUUUAGUCUUCGGCCAGACUUGCCAAGAGAACAACAGCAAGAAACACUCAGAUGUACUUCCCCACUCAAAAUCUUAGCUUCUUCUUCAAACCCUAAAAAUCUGAAAUGUCGGGCUCACACCCUCUUUCCUUUCUCCCAUCCUCACCAACUAACUUUUAAAAUACCCAAAUUUCUAAAAUAAUCCUUAAACUUACCACCAAUCUCUGAAAGUCUGUACUUGCAUUUGGUCAUAAAAAAAAUGGUGUUUUUCUGGUAAUCUGUAACUUUCUUUAACCUGGGAUUUUGUCAAUUGGGUGUUUUGAUUGCUUUCUGAAGUGGAAAAUGUGAGUUGUUUAGUUCUUAGAUCUGGGUUUUCUUUAUUGUGUUAAAUUAUGUUGAAGAAUUGAAGAAAUGGGGGGUUUUCGUUGAUCAUUAAUUUUGAUGAUUAGAAUUGAAUUUUGGAGUGUUUUUCUUCCAAUUUGCAGCAAUUAAAAGUUGAGAACUUGUUUAGUUACUGCUAAUUAGCUUUUCCCACAAUGCUGUGAUCUUUCUAUGGCUGAUUUUUCUCAUUGUGGAUCGAUUCGUCGAAAUUAGGGUUUUGUGAGUGUAAAGAUAUUUGGGUGAUGUUGUUGUUGUAUAAGGUUUGACUUAUGGUGUAGGAAAUGUGGAAGUAAUAUGUAAAUCAAAAGGGGUGACAGCCUGACAUGAAGUAAAGUAUAUAUAGUAUACUAUAUAUAGUAAGAUUGUAACAAUGUCGUUUAGGAGCAUCUUACAAGACAUGAAAGAUGUAAAGUAUAGCUUUAGAUCAAGAUCCCAUAGAGUGGUCCAAGAUAAUUUGGUGGUUGUUGAUGCUUUGAAGCAGAGUUGUUGGGCUAACAUGCGGCCCGAGCUCUUGAGAGAAGUGCUUAUAAGAAUUGAGACUUCUGAGAGCACCUGGCCUCCCAGGAGGAAUGUCGUUGCGUGUGCCGGUGUGUGCAGGAGUUGGAGGGAUACUAUGAAAGACAUUGUCAAAACACCUGAGAUUUCGGGCAAGUUGACAUUCCCCAUUUCUGUGAAGCAGCCUGGAUCAAGAGACACUAUUAUUCAGUGUUACAUAAAGAGACACCGGGGCAACCAGACAUAUUAUUUAUUCGUGAGCUCAAGCUCAGCUUCGUAUGAUGAUGGCAAGUUUGUUCUUGCUGCAAAGAAGUGUAGACGCCCAACUUGCACAGACUACAUCAUUUCCCUGAAUCCCGAAUAUGUCUCCAAGGGGAGUAGCGCCUAUAUUGGGAAAUUGAGAUCCAAUUUCCUUGGCACAAAGUUUACAAUCUAUGAUGCACAACCUUCAGAUGCUGGAGCAAGAAUCGUAAGAAGUCGCUCCACGAGACUAGUGGAAUCCAAACAGGUUUCCCCCAGGGCUCCUGCAGGCAACUAUCCUGUUGCGCACAUCUCGUAUGAGUUGAAUGUCUUGGGUCAUAGGGGCCCGAGGAAGAUGCAUUGUAUCAUGGAUAAUAUACCUGUUUCUGCUAUUAAACCUGGAGGACUGGCUCCCACGCAGACUGAAUUUCUGACAAGCAAUGUGGAUUCUUUUCCUUCGAUCCCUUUUUUUAGGUCAAAAUCGAUUAGGGUGGGCAAUUGCCAGUCUGAGGUUGUUCCCAAUCAACAAGAGGGAAGGUUAAAUCUGCGGAACAAGGCUCCUCGAUGGCAUGAACAACUUCAAUGCUGGUGUCUUAACUUCAAUGGUCGUGUAACAGUUGCUUCUGUUAAGAACUUUCAACUGGUUGCUUCCCUAGAGGAUGGAUCUGAGCAUGAAAGUGUCAUUCUUCAAUUUGGAAAAGUCGGAAAGGAUGUAUUCACCAUGGAUUAUCACUACCCAAUUUCCGCUUUCCAGGCGUUUGCCAUCUGUUUGAGCAGCUUUGACACCAAAAUUGCCUGUGAAUGAUAUUGCACUUGAGGUAAUUUAACAUUUAUGUGGAAUGGUGACGCUGUUGGGCACUUAUCGACAUGUUGAUGGGUUGGUGAGGAAGAUUCUGACUUGGUGAUUUUGGUACCGUGUGAUUAAGUUCAUUUACUGCCUUGACUCUAAUUUUCGCACCGCACCAUGUACAUAUAAUUGAAGUUAGUUGUGUUAUAGGGCAGGCUGUAUGUAGCUUGCUUGACUGUAUCUGUAUGUUGGCGAUUCCCUUUUUUUUUUUGCUUUCCGGGGUGAGAAUGUGUUGCUGAAAUCCAACAGCCGGAUUUGUCAACAUUAAUUUUCUUGCUUUUUGAUGCUGUUAUGUUAGAUUGGCCAGGUUUGUUGUACGAAUUUAUCAAAUUUUCUUGUUAUAUAUGGAUCGAUUGAUCGUGUGAUCAAGGUUUUUCUAA
Molecule: messenger RNA, 2568 nt
Organism: Spinacia oleracea (spinach)
Lineage: Eukaryota; Viridiplantae; Streptophyta; Magnoliopsida; Caryophyllales; Amaranthaceae
Product: tubby-like F-box protein 3
Exons: 6
Coding region: 977-2146 (389 amino acids)
Source: RefSeq, a predicted model, not a curated record